Haliotis rubra (blacklip abalone) is the source of this 1725-nucleotide messenger RNA. RefSeq names its product probable dolichyl pyrophosphate Glc1Man9GlcNAc2 alpha-1,3-glucosyltransferase. The transcript has 14 exons. Gene Ontology annotation, molecular function: dolichyl pyrophosphate Glc1Man9GlcNAc2 alpha-1,3-glucosyltransferase activity. The record is from RefSeq and is a predicted model, not a curated record. Gene Ontology annotation, biological process: protein N-linked glycosylation. NCBI's taxonomy places the organism in Eukaryota, Metazoa, Mollusca, Gastropoda, Lepetellida, Haliotidae. Gene Ontology annotation, cellular component: endoplasmic reticulum membrane. Bases 217 to 1683 code for a protein of 488 amino acids.
CUGUCAUAUUUAGCUGGUUGAGAACGUUUCUGUUAGUUAUUAAUCACAUAUGCAUUGUUUUGGAGACAUGACACGCUUAGUUGUUGUUUGUCAACAUGUACACGUGUCACAUACCGGCACAUCCAAAAGGGAAACAACUUGGCAUUUAGAUUAAAUGUUAAACGCACCAAGAAUAUUGGGACCUUACGUAGCGUUUGUCUUGCUAAUCUGUCAGAUAUGUCCACUGUGUUCCUUUUCGCAGGGGCUUCUUUCAGUUGUACCGAUCAACAGACUUUCGAAGUUCAUCGAAACUGGUUGGCGAUAACCCAUAGUCUACCAAUCAAAGACUGGUAUUAUGAGAAGACAUCUGAAUGGACCUUGGAUUAUCCCCCCUUGUUUGCCUGGCUGGAGAUGGCGCUGUCCCAAGUGGCCCAGUAUUUUGACAAGAACAUGCUGGUUGUCUCUAACCUGAACUAUGCCAGUGAAGCCACAGUGUUGUUUCAAAAGCUGUCAGUCAUUGGAACUGAUUUCUUCUUUGUCUAUGCAGUGAAUCAGUUUUGUAGGAAAUGUUUGAAGCCUAGUAGAAAAGACGAGACACAGGACUUGUUUGAGAGUCCCAAACUCAUCACAUGUGUUCUGCUGCUGGCCAACUUUGGACUUCUGAUUGUUGAUCACAUACAUUUCCAGUACAAUGGCUUCCUGACUGGUGUUCUGCUCUUGUCUAUUGUACGACUACAUGAGGGCAGAAACAUCUCUAGUGCCUUUUGGUUUACUGUGCUGCUUAACUUGAAGCACAUCUACCUGUAUAUCGCCCCCGCAUACUUUGUCUACCUCCUGCGCUGCUACUGCUUCAGGAGUGCCCCAGACGGGACAAUACAGUGGAGAUCGUUCUCCAUCACCAGACUCUUCAGUCUUGGCCUCACGGUUAUGUCAGUCUUCGGGGUAUCAUUCGGACCUUUCAUAUACAUGGGCCAGUUGCCACAGGUCUUGUCCCGACUGUUCCCAUUCAAGCGAGGACUGUGCCACGCCUACUGGGCACCAAACUUCUGGGCUCUCUACAAUGUGGCUGACAAGGCUGCUACCAUUACAGGUGUGCAGUUGAAGGUAAUCCAGCCAGAUAUGACCGGUGGUCUUGUACAGGAUAUGAUGCCUGCUAUGAUGAAACUGUGGUCCAACCCGCGAGGGACCCUCAGCUUCCUCCGCUGUCUCACACUGUGUGCCUUUGCCUCCUUCAUGUUUGGCUGGCACGUCCAUGAAAAGGCCAUCUUGCUCAUCCUCAUCCCGCUGAUAUUGUUGUCAAUAGAGAGGAAGAAAGAAGCUCAGAUAUUUCUCAUUUUAUCAACCAUUGGGGGAUACUCUUUAUUUCCCCUUCUGUUUACUCAGUUUGAAACACCAAUAAAAAUACUUCUCCUGGCACUUUAUAGCUUUUAUGCUUUUACAAGUCUGGGAAGGAUUCAUGGUAUCCCGGCUCGGCCAACUGCCUUGCCCCUGUUGUCCAACCUGGAGAGCCUUUACCUGCUUGGAAUCAUCCCUCUUGAAAUAUACAACAGUAUUGGGCACCCUGCUCUUGGCCUGUCACAGAGACUCCCAUUCAUCCCCCUGCUAUUGACAUCUGUUUAUUGCGCAAUUGGCGUCACAUACUGCUGGCUCAGAUUUUACUGGCUUACACUUUCUGAUAGGCCCAAAAAACCAAAAAGCAGUUAGUAUGUAUACAAAUGUUAAUAAAUAUUUGUUUUUUGUUUUUUU